CCAGGAGGAGCGUGUGUGCGUGUGUGUGUGUGUGCGUGCGUGCGUGCGUGUGUGUGUGUGUGUGUGUGCAGGGCCACAAGUAGAGUGACGAGUGCAGCGGGCUCAGAGGGAGCUGAGCCUGGUGAGGCAAGACAGGAAGCGCACGAAGAAGAAUGAAUGAGCGAGCGGGCUGACGGAUGCUGUCGUGGACGCGAUGAGCUGUGUUGCACGCGGCUGAGGGAGGGAGGGAGACCAGCUGAAAGCGGUGCGAGAGGCGGCGGCGCUUGGGAAUCCUCGCCAUGGCCGACGUGUUGGAGGGCGGAGGCGGGGGCGCUGUGGGGGCGUCCGGUGUGGAUUGGCAGAAGCGAUGCGUUGCUCUGGAGAUGCAGCUGCUCCGGUUCCGGCUUCAAGCGGGGAAAAUCCGGGAGCUGCUGGCAGAGAAGAUGCAGGAGCUGGAGCAGCGGGUGAGCGAGGCCGACCGGCGCGCUGAGAGUGCAGAGAAGCAGAUCCACGUCAUGGAGGAAAAACUGAAGUCCGCCAACGUACAAAGCACCGAGUCCGAGAGCUUGUUGUGCAGGAAGUACCAAGACCUGACCGGCCAGGUCCAGGAAAAAGACGCCAUGAUAAAGAGAUUAGAGAUCCAGCUGGAAAAACAGAUCUUAGCCCGAGCCCAGGAGGCAAAGAUAAUUGAGGAAAAGGCGGCCAAGAUUAAAGACUGGGUCACGGUGAAGCUUCGAGAGAUGGAACAGGAGAACCAGAAGCUUAAACAAGCUAACCUGAAGCAGACAGAGCAGAUCAUGCUGCUGCAGGACAAACUACAAGCUCUUUUAGAGAAACAGGGCUCCUCUGGAAACCCCAGCAACUCCCCUGCAUCAGAUGCCCACCAACUGCUGAGCAGCCCCCAGUUCCCUCCAUGCGGCCUUGGUGUGCCGUCCAUUGCAGAUGACAGCAGGAGACCACCCGGUGCUCGAGGAACAGCCAAGACCUCACCAACAGACUUGAAGAGGACCCCGGAACUGUCUCGUAAAGGGGUUCCUCGAGGUCGAAGCAGGGAGGACUCCGGUGGACCAGAGUCCCCGGGGUGCCCCGAGGAUCAGGCGAUGACUUCGGACAGAGACAACUCCUCAGACGAGUUAAACAGCAAAUUCCGCUCGCAGUGCCUCCACUCGUCCUCCUCGUCUUCGUCCUCUUCCUCGGCUUUCGAGGUAGCCCACCGCGGACCGGGCUCCCCGAAGUCUCCUCUCAGGCCCGCUCUAAAAAGCCCGCUCUUGCCGCGCUCCCCCUCCACCAACAACCCAUUUCCAAAUCCCUCCCAGCCUUCGUCUCCCCGGUCGGGCGCCAGCAUGACCUUACCCAAGAUCCGGACUCCGCUCACCCCCAGGGACAGCAUCCAGCUGGUGAAGAAGCACUUCAGCCAGCCCCAGCCCAGCCUGGACCGACUCCACCAGCUGGUCAGCAUCGACAUCACAACGCCCGCGUCGCCUUCUUCCACCCUGAAGAGCACGUGCACCACCACCCCGGCCUUCGCCCAACUGGUGGAGGAAACAAACAUUGAUGAUGCACUCCCUGACAGCAUGGACGGGGUGGUCGAAGGUUCCGCAUUGGAGUACCCUACUGAGGAGGGAGGACACUUUAUGGGAUUCUCAGAAAAACUGGAGCAGCUGGAUCCAGAAGUUGUGAAACCACCGACGCCUCCCUUGCAUCGCUUUCCUUCCUGGGAGAGUCGGAUCUAUGCCGUGGCCAAGUCCGGAAUGAGCGUUUCCGAGGCCUCCCCGGGAGGCAGGGGCCCUGGUCGAGGAUCUGCCGCGCCGCAGCACCCGGCGGUGACGGGUGCGUUGACGCGGCUGAUCUACAAGAACAUCAGCGUUCCCGUCUACACGGCGCUGAAAGGGAAAGCCACUCAGAUCAGCACGGUGCCGCUGCGGGACGACGACUCUGGUUCUGAGGACGACAGCGGCUCCCUGGCCAGUUUGCGGACCUCCUUGCUGGGUCCGGACAAGAAGGGCGGCGUCCCCGGGAGCCCCCGUGCUGUCAAGAGAGGUGUGUCCGUGUCCUCCAUCAGCUCGGAGAGCGACUACGCCAUCCCGCCCGACGCCUACUCUCUGGACAGCGACUACUCAGAACCAGAACACAAAGUCCAGCGGACCUCCUCGUACUCCUGCGAAAGCACCGGGCCUGAGACGCUGGAGAAGUCGGGCUACCUGCUGAAGAUGGGCGGUCAGGUGAGGGCAUGGAAGCGUCGCUGGUUCAUCCUGAGGAACGGAGAGAUCCUCUACUACAAGUCUCCCAGCGACGUAAUCAGGAAGCCUCAAGGUCUGAUCGAGCUCAACUCAUCUUGUCGAAUCGUUCGGGGAGAAGGAGCGCAUACUUUCCAGGUAAGUUUGCUGACAUUGAGAACGGACGGGAUUAGCCUUUUCCCCUCACAUCCUCGUCCCAUCCUCUUCCUCCCUGAGCAGCUGAUCACGGAGAACAAGACCUUCUACCUGACGGCGGAUUCGCCCAACAUCCUGGAGGAGUGGAUCCGGGUUUUGCAGAACAUCCUCAAAGUGCAGGCCAGCAACCCGGUUAGCGUGGCGCCGACGUCCGCCAGGCCGACCGUCAGAGGCUGGCUCACCAAGGUCAAGCACGGACAUUCCAAGCUGGUGUGGUGCUGCCUGCUGGGGAGGUUCUUCUACUACUACCGCAACCAGGAAGACAAGCUGCCUCUGGGUCGGCUGCAGCUGCGCGAGGCGUCUGUCCAGGAAGUGGAUCGUUCGUGCGACUCGGACGAGGACUACGAGGGGGGCAGUCGGGGCGUCCUGUCGUCCCACUGCACCUUGGUGGUCAAGCCCGCCGACCAGAGCCCCACGUACCUUCUCAUCGGAACCAAACAGGAAAAGGACGCGUGGUUGUAUCACCUGUCUGUGGCCGCAGGAAGUGGCGCAAGCUUGAGGGUGGGCACAGAGUGCGAGCAGCUCAUCGGCAGACUGCUUGACGCUGACGGAGACACAGAGUCGUCCUUGUGGAAGAGCGAGGCCUUGAGCUUCUCCAAGGAGGGCCUUCGCUCGCCUCUCACCACGCUGCCCUCGGAGGCGCUGCAGACGGAAGCUCUCAAGCUCUUCAAGUCAUGCCAGCUCUUCAUCAACGUGCUGGUGGAGUCUCCCUCGGUGGACUACCACACCUCGCUGGCACAGAACGCCGUGCAGGUGUGCCUGGCCCACCCCGAGCUGCACAACGAGAUGUACUGUCAGCUCAUCAAGCAGACCAACCGCCGCACGCCGCACAACUACUCCCUCACGCAGUGCUGGCAGCUGCUGUCGCUGUGUGUGGCGCUCUUCCUGCCUCAGCAACACUUCCUCUGGUACCUGAGGCAGCACCUGCACCGCAACGCCGACCCCAGGAGCGACGUCGGCAAAUACGCCGUGUACUGCCAGCGCUCCAUGGAGAGAACGUUGCAGAACGGCGAGCGGGAGGCCAAACCCUCACGUAUGGAGAUCGUGUCCAUCCUCCUGAGGAACCCCUACCACCACUCCCUGCCCUUCAGCAUCCCCGUUCACUUCAUGAACAACACCUACCAGGUGGUUGGCUUCGACGGGUCCACCACGGUGGAGGAGUUCCUCAACACGCUGAACCAGCGGAUCGGCAUGAGGAACCCUCAGCUGUCCGGUUUCGCCCUCUUUACCGACGACCCCUCGGGAAAAGACUUGGAGCACUGCUUGCUGCCGUCUGCCAAGAUUUGUGACGUUAUUUCCAAAUGGGAGCAGGCCCUCAAGGAGCUUCAUGCGGGGAAAAACGAGGGGACGCGGAUCGUACGUUUAACCUACAAGAACAGGUUGUGCUUUCGCUCUCAAGCCAAAGGCGAGACGGAGCGAGAGCGCCUCCUUCUGGCCUACCAAGUGAGCGAUGACGUCUAUCAGGGACAUUUCCCCGUCAACAAGGAGCUGGCACUGGAGGUGGCCGCCCUCAUGGCACAGGUCGAGCACGGUGACCUGGAGCGAUCGGCCGCCUCCUCGCCCACCGGAUCCACCCAAGCCAAAUUUCAGCUGAUUCUCCUGCAGGCGUUGGAGCGUUUCUACCCAAAACGCUACAAGCAGAACUGCGGCACAGAGCAGCUCAGAGACCUUAGUGAGCGUCUGGCGGCCAAGUGGUCUACGCUGCGUGGGUGUAGUGCUCCCGAGUGCGUGAGAAUUUACCUGACGGUGGCUCGCAGGUGGCCCCUGUUUGGUGCCAAACUCUUCAGUGUCAAGGCCGUGCCCCCCUCCCCUCAUGAGCAGGGUCCGGCCUGGUUGGCGGUCAACGAGGAUGGACUGUGUGUGCUGGACUACACCAUGCACACGCUGGCCUCGUACGCCUACCAGUCGGUCAUCACCUUCGGGGGCUGCUGCGACGACUUCAUGGUGGUCACCGGCCGGCAGAAGGAGCCAGGAGUCGGGAAGAAGAGCGUGGAGAAGUUUCUGUUCGCUAUGGCCAAACCAAAGAUCCUGGAGCUGACCCUCCUCAUGGCCAGCUACAUGAAUAACCACUGGAACCCGGCCGUCCCCCACCAGCCCCCAGCUCACCGGGACGUAGAUGGCAGGCACUUCCCUGCCAUGAACGACGCCACCAAGGGCCCCACGUUGCUGUGACGUAUCUCGACGUGCAUGCCCGUCGUGAUUGGACAAAGGAGUUGAUUGUUGCUGCUUGAUUUAGGAAGACGUUUGUCACGCUUUUUCUUCACCUGCCGAGCCUUGGUGGUGCUAAUUUGACUUGACGGUGAACACUGCACAGAGAGGAGGACUAAAACGAUGACCAAUCAUUCAAAGUCUCUUCAAAACGGAUCCUGAACAAGCUAGCACUGGUACGACAACACAAGUCGUAACUGCUUCAUCCUGUGUGCUGGAGUGCACGGUACCAACUUGUACUCGAUGCAGGUCCUACCAGGUAUUCUUUCUCGUACCUGAUCGGCCGGGUCGAUCCUUGGCAGAGCAGAGUCUGCAUUUCCGCGUCAUUGCGCAACAUUUGAGGGCCACGUGGCUAAAAGUGCCAAAAACAAACACACGUCGGUGUUUCCCGUACAGUAAUCCCUCGCCACUUUGCGCUUCAAAUUCCACGUCUUCACUCUGUCACGUUUUUUCCAAAAUAUAUUCAUGAAUAAAUCGUGCUGCUCCGUGGUUGAAUACGGCCCAUUACAGGGGGGUCCAUAGGUUUUCCCAGUGAGGGCCACAUAGUGAAAAAUGAAAGUAUGUAAGUUUGUCACUUUGAUAUUUUGUAAAGCAACACAUGUAGACAUGCUAACAGGUUCCAGACCCGACCGCGGUAAGUGAAUUUUCACAAAAACAGAAUAUCACAACCUUCUAAAUACAGGUUUUAACAUUAUUAGAGCCCUCAAGACAUGAAAUAACACCCCAUAGUCACCUUUACACUUCAAUUACCCAACAUAAUAGACAUAAUCAGAGAUAAUAAGACAGUUGUUAGACAUGUUUAAGUUAGACAUAAAUAAGAUAACAGAUUCACACAUUAGCAGGUCCUUGUUUUUUUCAGAAUAAGAGUAAAUAAAACUGUUGCUGGAGCAAAUGUGUUCCCUAGGGAACCUUAGUGAGGAGUCUACUGCCUGUCUCACUGAACACCGACACCUAGUGGCCAAUGUAGAGUACUGUACUGCAUUCACUAUUACAAUGCUUCUUCUGCCUUGUAUUUGUAUUUUAGUAGGGCCCUAUGAAAUCCCUUUUAUUUUUUCCCAAAUUCAGUUUUCAUUUUUUACAAUUCCGUUUUUUUACCUUUUCCACUUAUUUUACCAGCAGAGAGGGGUGUGCUUUUUGGGUUAGUGAAUAAAAUGUCCAUUAAUUAAAUGCAAAAAUCCUUACAGUUAUUGAUGAAAUACAUCAACGGACAAUUUUGUCCAGUAAUUGAGAAAUGGAUGUAGGAUGCCAGCCUCAGCACACAUUGCUACAAAAUCUUCCACAAACUAACACCCGUGCUUGCGAUUACGGAAGAUGUAGUCACAGAUGUAAUUCCAAGCACUCUUAUUUUGAAGGCCGGAAGUGUGUUGUGUGUGCUGAGAAUGUCUGUUGAUGGUUAAGACGAGCUGGGUGCAACAAUAAACGUGCCUCUCGUCUUUUUUCACUCAGAACCUGCACGUCGUCAGCGGGCAUCGUAAAAUGGUCCUUACAUUAAAGCGGUAAAACACAACACGGUGAAAAUAUACUCAUCCAGCCUGAGUUCCCACACACACAUACACACACACAGCUGCACGAGCAUGCUCCGUUAAACCAAGCUAACCCCACUAGUUUCCAUUCACGCCGGAGAAAUACUUUCCCUCUGCUCACGAUGACAUCAUUUAAUUCACGUCACUUCCCACCAGAUUCCACGUUUAACAGUAGAUUCACUUUUUAUUGGCCAAUUCCGUGAUUCCGCGAAAAUAAGAGGGCCCUAUUUCAGUUCAUUUAGUGAGAUCAUUUAGCCAUUUUUAUGCUUGAAAAUGCUUCAUUUAGGCCAAGAAUAAGUACAAUUUGCUUAAAUACAGGAUGGGCCAAUAAAAUGUUCCCACUUUUUAAUCAUGCACAAGUUUUGAAAUGAGAACUUAUUCAAAAAAUGUAUUUAUAGAUUUGUAACAGAAACAUCAAAUUAACAUUUGAUACCAAAGGUUUUCCACUUUGUCUCUUGUUUUCUACACAGUUCAAUAAUUGAUGACAUCUUCAAUCCACGCUCCUCUUCUGUGGAUUACAGCUGACAACGCUCAUCGAAGUUUGUGAUGACAUUGCCACACGUCUCAAGAGGGAUUCUUCAAAUUUCCUGAUGGAUGUUGGUCUUCAGGGCCUCAAUGUCUGUGGGGUGUUGCAGUAUACGCUCUCCUUCAGGUAUCCACAUAGAAUGUGUGGCAAUGUCAUCACAAACUUCAACGUGCGUGUUGCAGCUGUAAUCCACAGAAACUUCUGUGUAAUCCACAGAGGUUUUUCUGGUCUUAUCGAAGAGUUCAAUGUGGCACAUGAAACUGUCAACGAAAUGUUUACUAUCUUACAGCAGCCACCGCACCAAAUCCAAGCUGGUACCAAGCAGUGGAAAAGCUGCACUGUACAUAAGGGCAACACAAAUAUGGGUACUUUUCCAUAAACUACUUUGUGCCGCCUUCUGAUUGGCUGACCCCCCCCCCUCACCCAGUAGUGUUACUUGGCUGGCUCUGUGCUGCCACCUAGUGGACAUCGAGGCUAACACGCCAAUGUCUAGGUUGUUAUUAGGAGUCAUACUUUUUGUGCAAUGUUGUUUUUUUAUAGACAUGGGAUAGAACCACUGUUGUGACACAUUUGGUGAGAAGGCUUCUUUAAAAAAAAAAAAAAAAAAGAGCAUUGAGGACAUUUUAUGGAUAAUAUUUGAUAUUUUUAUGGGAAGUUUAGUGGUGCGUUGACUUGAACUCGUUUUGGAUCAAACCACUGUCUUGUUUUAAUUUAUUGACUUUUUUGAGCUAAACAGGCAAACUUGUGUGAGUUAACGUAGUAAUUUAAGAACAUGGUCCACGUGUUAAGGUAGUGUUUGUUACGACGUGUAUGUUUGUGUGUCGCAUUCCAAUAAAACGGGAAAGGCAUCAAGACUUAUUUUUUUUAUGUGUGUCCUCAUUUUUGGUUUAAUCAUUUACAGUUGGUCAUAUUUUCAAAAGUACGGUCACUCGCCUUCCCGCACUAAGGCCAUCCAUUUUCUACAGCAUGGGUGAGCUGGAGCCUAUCCCGGAUGACUUUGGGCGAGAGGCGGUGCACGCCCUGGAGCGGUCACCA
Dunckerocampus dactyliophorus (ringed pipefish) is the source of this 7703-nucleotide messenger RNA. RefSeq names its product pleckstrin homology domain containing, family H (with MyTH4 domain) member 1 (gene plekhh1). Lineage: Eukaryota; Metazoa; Chordata; Actinopteri; Syngnathiformes; Syngnathidae. The record is from RefSeq and is a predicted model, not a curated record. Bases 279 to 4583 code for a protein of 1434 amino acids. The transcript is spliced from 29 exons. Gene Ontology annotation, cellular component: cytoskeleton.